Oryctolagus cuniculus (rabbit) is the source of this 4106-nucleotide messenger RNA. NCBI's taxonomy places the organism in Eukaryota, Metazoa, Chordata, Mammalia, Lagomorpha, Leporidae. The record is from RefSeq and is a predicted model, not a curated record.
GCGCUUCCUGUUUGGUAACUAAGGACGCGGGACGGUUGCUAAGGGCUGUGGUGGUCCCAGCAGCGGAGCUGUGCGGCUGGCGCGGGGGUAUCAAGUGCGGUUCCGUCGGUGCAGGGCAAGGCCAAUAUUUCUUCUGCACCCCGUCGAGCGUUUCCUAUGCGUCUGCCAUGAGCAGUGAGUUCCUGGCGGAGCUGCCUUGGGAGGACGGGUUCGCCAUCCCGGUGGCGAACGAGGAGAACAAGCUACUGGAAGAUGAGUUGUCAAAGCUUCAGAAUGAAAGAUCAAACUUGCAAGAUCAGCUACGUGACUAUGAAGAUCGAAUUAAUGCUAUGUCUUCUCACUUCAAAAAUGUUAAGCAGGAGUUCUCAUUUACACAGUCUCUUUACAAAGCAAGGGAGCAUGAGAUUGAAAGUGAAGAACAUUUUAAAGCCAUUGCUCAAAGAGAAUUGGAACGAGUGAAGGAUGAAAUCCAACGACUGGAAAAUGAGAUGGCUUCAAUACAGGAAAAGAAGAAUGAUAAGGAAAAUGGCAUAUUUAAAGCGACUCAAAAAUUGGAUGGUUUGAAAUGUCAGAUGAACUGGGACCAGCAAGCUUUGGAGGCCUGGUUAGAAGAGUCAGCUCAUAAAGAUAGUGAUGCUCUCACUCUUCAGAAAUAUGCAAAACAAGAUGAUAAUAAAAUUAGGGCACUGACUCUACAAUUAGAAAGAUUAACUUUGGAAUGUAACCAGAGAAGAAAGGUACUUGACAAUGAGCUUACGGAGACUCUAAGUGCACAGUUAGAAUUGGAUAAAGCAGCCCAAGAUUUUAAUAAGAUUCAUAAUGAAAGACAAGAACUCAUCCAACAGUGGGAGAAUACAAUAGAACAGAUGCAAAAGAGGGAUGGAGACAUAGAUAACUGUGCCUUGGAAUUAGCAAGGAUAAAGCAGGAAACAAGAGAAAAAGAAAAUUUGGUUAAGGAAAAGAUCAAGUUUUUGGAAAAUGAGGUUGGGAAUAACACAGAAUAUGAGAAGAGAAUUUCUGCUGCUGAUCGUAAACUUUUAAAAUGCAGAACGGACUAUCAGAAUCACGAAACUAGUAGAAUUCAGCUGAAAGAUGAGCUGGAUUCUUUGAAAGCCAUGGUGAACAGAACUUCUGGCGAUUUAGAAGCUCUGAGGAAAAACAUUUCCAAAAUAAAGAAGGAUAUUCAUGAAGAAACAACACGGUUACAGAAAAUUAAAAAUCAUAAUAACAUCAUACAAAAAAAAUUAAAGCAGAUUACUGAGAAAACCAUGUCUGUAGAAGAGAAAGCUACCAAUAUGGAAGAUAUGCUAAAGGAGGAGGAAAAAGGUGCAAAGGAAGUGGAAGUUCAAUUGAACAUAGUGAAAGAUGUGCUGUUUAAGAAGGUUCAGGAGUUACAGACAGAGAAAAUGAAAGAAAAAGCUGUUAUGUCAGAAAUUGAAGGAACCCGUUCCUCUCUGAAACAUCUAAAUAAUCAAUUACAUAGACUGGAUUUUGAAACGUUGAAGCAGCAAGAAAUUAUGUACAGUCAGGAUUUUUAUAUUCAACAAGUGGAACGGAGAAUGUCACGGCUAAAGGGAGAAAUUAAUUCAGAGGAAAAACAAGCCCUUGAAGCAAAAAUCGUUGAGCUUAAGAAGUCACUGGAAGAGAAGAAAGCUACAUUUGGCCUUUUGGAAACACAGAUCAAGAAACUUCAUAAUGAUCUUUACUUUAUUAAGAAGUCAAACAGUAAAAAUUGUGAUGAAAAACAGUCCCUUAUGACCAAAAUAGAUGAACUAAAUCUUUUUAUUGACAGAUCAGAGAAAGAACUUAACAAAACCAAAGCUCUUAAACAGGAUUUGAUGAUAGAGGACAAUCUUUUAAAACUUGAAGUUAAGCGUACUCGAGAAAUGCUUCACAGUAAGGCAGAAGAAGUUCUUUCCCUGGAGAAGAGAAAACAGCAGUUAUAUACAGCCAUGGAAGAGCGAACUGAAGAAAUCAAGGUUCACAAAGCAAUGCUUGCGUCACAAAUAAGAUAUGUUGAUCAAGAACGGCAAAGCAUAAGUGCUGAGUAUCAUGAGCGACUAAGUAAAAUUGAUAAGCUGAAGAACAGAUAUGAGAUUCUUACUGUUGUUAUGAUGCCUCCUGAAGGAGAAGAGGAGAAAACACAGGCCUAUUAUGUAAUAAAGGCCGCUCAACAAAAGGAAGAACUUCAAAGAGAAGGUGACAAUUUGGAUGCUAAGAUCAACAAAGCUGAAAAAGAAAUCUUUGCUCUAGAAAACACCUUGCAAGUACUGAAAAACUGCAACAACAAUUAUAAACAAUCUUUUAAAAAAGUGACCCCUUCUAGUGAUGAGUAUGAGCUAAAAAUUCAACUAGAAGAACAAAAACGAGCUGUUGAUGAAAAAUACAGAUACAAACAAAGACAAAUCAGAGAACUUCAAGAAGAUAUACAGAGCAUGGAAAAUACUUUAGAAGUCAUAGAACAUUUAACAAAUAAUGUCCAAGAAAAACUAUCAGAGAAGCAAGCCUAUUCAUUUCAACUACGUAGAGAAACUGAGGAGCAAAAGCCAAAAUUAGAAAGAGUAACUAAACAGUGCGCAAAACUCACAAAAGAAAUCCGUCUUUUGAAAGGAACAAAAGAUGAAACGCUAGAAGAACAAGACAUCAAACUUCGUGAAGUUAAACAAUUUCAUAAGGUCAUUGAUGAAAUGAUAGCUGAUGUCAUAGAAGAAAAUGCUGAGAUCCAUCUUAUACUACAAACAUAUUUUCAACAGAAUGGGUUAGAACUACCUACAGCUGGUACUAAAGGCCGUCGCCACAGUUCUAGAUCUGCUUCACAGACUUCCCUGUUAUCAGCUAGGUCAUCCAGCAGUACAAGUUCUUUGGCUUCUCAGACUUCAAUUAAAGUACUAGAGCUCAGCUUCCCAGACUCCUCUGCACUAGCAGACAGCAGUGCUAAGCAAGCUAGUGCUAGUAGUAGCUUUAGUAGCAAAAAGAGCAGCAAAUAAACUAUUUUGAACAAGUUGUAAACACAAAAAUCUCAUGUUAAAACAGUAAAUCUUUUUCUAUGCUUUUGUGUGCUUUACAAUGAUAUAUGUAUCUAGUGAAAUGGUGUUGGAAAUAGAAAAUGACCAAAAGUUUUAUCCAGCAAAAAAGUACUGGUAGUUUAAAAAUUAGUUUUCCUACUAUUUUCUUCAUACAAAAGGAAAGUAACAGAUUUCAACAAACCUACAUGUUUUACAAGCAUAAGGAAAAUGGUGUUUUUUAUUGUAUUGACAUCUGUCAGGUUAAAAAACACACUUGUUUAAUGAAACUACGCUCACAUAACAAUCUUUCUGGUAGAAAUUUCUUAACAUUCAUUGUACUAGUAAGUGUUUCUAACAAUAACAAGAAUCCCAAGUUGUUUUCUUUAUUCAAAGAGAUAUUUCCUGAUUUUGAGUGGGGGAGAACCUGUUACAAGCAGUUUCUCCUUUUGGUAUAAUUUUCAACCAAGAAGUUCUGUUACCUCCCUUCUACCAAAGGAAACAAUUCAUAAGGAAAAAAACACUAUCAAUGAAAAAUGCAUCUUAAAUUUCUGAGAAUUACUCCAUACUGUGAAAUAAAUCAUAUGCAUUAAAGAGUUUAUUCUCAAAAUAUAGCCACCCAAGCAUACAUUUUUGAAAUUUUGAUUUAAUAAAUAAAAUUGGAUGUGAUUUUAUUUGUAAUAAGAAUUCUAUAAAUUUACAAUGGAGAUAGACCAUCAGAUCUAGAAUUAGUUUUUCCAGUUAAUACUUUAUUGUAAUGUAUCCAACAUUUUGAACUCUUGGUACAGAGUGCUGAAUACUAGGCUAUAAAACUGGAUUCCAAAUAAAGAGAUCAGAAUUCAUAUCCAUAAAUGUCUUCUUCAAACGUUGGGAAAUAUAUGUUGUGACAGCUGUCACUGUUUUAGAACCAUAAUUUUUACUUCUUUCUGAAAAGCAGUAGUGGUAAUAAAUGUUUCUCCUAUCAUUUUUUGUUUUGUUUUAGAAACAGCAAAUAACAGGUGUAGUGAAGUCCAGUAAGUAAGAUGAGUGAAAAGAUAAUUCUGGCUAAAAUGCUGCUUUGUAAAUUUUUUGGAAGUUGAAAUAUUAAACACUGAAUUCUACGAA